This is a messenger RNA of Acanthosepion pharaonis, 681 nucleotides long. The record is from the annotation of a GenBank genome assembly. NCBI's taxonomy places the organism in Eukaryota, Metazoa, Mollusca, Cephalopoda, Sepiida, Sepiidae.
AUGCCAGUCUCUGUCUAUAUAUCUAUCUGUCUAUCUAUCUUUUUUCUAUCUACCUAUCACAUCAAAUUUCUAUCUAUCUAUCGAUCUGCCUGUCUAUCUAUUUUUUUUCUAUCUACCUAUCACAUCAAAUUUCUAUUUAUCUAUCUAUCUAUCGAUAUAUGUCAGUCUCUAUAUCUAUCUAUCUAUUUAUCUAGCUAUGUCAGUCUCUCUCUAUAUAUCUAUCUGUCUGUCUAUCUAUCUUUUUUUCUAGCUACCUAUCACAUCUAUCUAUCUAUCUAUCUAUCUAUCUAUCUAUCUAUCUAUCUAUCUAUCUAUCUGUCGCAGACUUCUCCCCUGAGUGUUUAUUCUAUCUCAGUCUGUUUCUAUCUAUCUAUCUAUCUAUCUAUCUAUCUAUCUAUCUAUCUAUCUAUCUAUCUAUCUCAGUCCGUUUCUAUCUAUCUCUGUUUCUAUCUAUCUAUCUAUCUAUGUAUCUAUCUAUCUAUCUAUCAAUUAUUUUAUCUUUUUGAUUUUUACUUUCUUUUUCAUCAACUCCACUUCCCCUCCUCUUCUUCUACUGUAAUUUCUUCUUCUUCUUCUUCUUCUUCUUCUUCUUCUUCUUCUUCUUCUUCUUCUUCUUUCUCAGCUUUUUCUCCUUUCCUCUUUUUCUACCAUUUCUUUUUCCUUUUCAUCUCCUUUCAAUGA